CAGAGCAUUUGUAAUAUUAUAUGUAGGACAUGAGGCCCAUCCUGGACGAUAUCAACCCCCUGCUAUGAGAAGAGUACUUCCAGGAAAAUCCCGGUGGACAAUCGGCUACAGCACCCGCCCGUAGAAACCGCACUAGGCCAAUAAAACACCACAUGCCAACGAUUCACCAUCUCGGACACCGCCCUGCAUGAUGCUGGCCACGUCGCUGGCCCCGAUUCUCUCAACGUUUCUCGUUGCGGUCAUCUGGCUGGUCCGCCUCAGACAUGUUUACGACGUGCUCAGCCCAGGCUGCGGCGGCCCCCAUCAGCUUCCGUGGCGCGCCGUCGUGGCACGGAAGCUCGACGCGGACAGGGCCAAGAUACCGAGGGAGUGGCGGCUGGAGAAGGCCGUGGUGGACCGGGCUAGGUCUCGGCAGAGGAUCGCCGGCGAGUUCAUAGAGGCGCUGCUGGACGAGGAGACGCUCCGCAUCACCGCCAUGGACGUCGCGGCCCUCGUCGAGAAGAUGGGCAACGGGGCUCUGACCGCGGUCCAAGUGGUGACGGCAUUCUGCAAGCGCGCAGGGAUUGCGCAUCAGCUUAGCAACUUGCUUCUCGAGAUCGGCUUCGACCUCGCCAUUGAGCGGGCCGAGGAGCUGGACAAGCACUUCAGAGAGCAUGGGAGGCUUGUCGGGCCCCUCCACGGCGUCCCGGUGACGCUAAAGGAUCAGUUCCACAUCAAGGGCCUCGAGACAUCUGCCGCCUACGUUGGCUGGAUCGGCACGUUCGAGGGCAAAAGGGGGACCGGCAAGGAGAAGCACUUUGAGAGCGAGCUCGUCCGCGAGCUGAAGAGCCUGGGCGCUGUUCCGAUCGGUAAAACGACCCUUGUGACGAGCAGCUGGGCCCCAGAGACGAACAACAACAUCCUUGGAUAUGCGAGAAACCCGCACAACCAACGCCUGUCCACCGGCGGCUCUUCCGGAGGCGAGGGAGCUAUGCAGGCUCUCCGAGGCAGCGCGUUUGGCAUCGGAACUGACUCUGGAGGAUCCGUAUCCAUGCCAGCAUCAUUUCAGGGUGUCUUUAGUCUCAAACCAUCCGCCGGCCGGAUUUCCUCCAAAGACAUCGCAGGCAUCUCCCCGGGUCAGCAGGCUAUGCCUGUCGUUACGGGAAUCAUGGCGCACUCGGUUCAAACCCUGCGUCUGGUCUUCCGAACGCUUCUCAAUACUGAGCCAUGGCUAAACGACCCGUACUGCUUACCCAUUCCCUACAGAGAGGCGAACGAGUAUGUCCCUGGGAAGGCGGCCGAGAAGCCGUCGUUUGGGUUUUUUGCCCACGAUGGCAUCGUCACCCCUCAUCCUCCAAUUUUGCGUGCGAUGGAUAUUGCCAGAAGGGCGCUCGAGCUCGAAGGCUAUGGGAUUGUCGAUUGGCAGCCACCAUCGUACAACGAGAGCAUCGCGAUCCACGGGCCGAUUGCUCGUGGUGACGGCUGUCCGGACGCGUACGAAGCCAUCAUGCUGUCUGGGGAGCCCAUAGUACCAGAGAUUAGACGCGUUUUUCCUGGAGGGAAGCCGCUGCCAUCUAUAACGCUGCGGGAACAUGAGCAGCUCGUGGACCGGAUGAAGAUGUACCGUUCAAAGUGGAACGACUACUGGCGCUCCUCUGCUCAAAGAACCGACAACGGUCUCCCGGUGGGCGCAGUCUUGUCGCCCGUUUCCCCGUACGCUGCGGUCUUGCCGGGCAAGUUUUACCAUUCCCCAUAUUCGAGUGCCCUGAACGUGCUCGAUUACCCGACGGUCGUUAUCCCAGUCACUUUUGCAGACAAGGACGUGGACACUGUAGCCCCUGACUUUGAGCCGCUAACCCACGCGGAUAGGAUUAACAUGAAGGCUUACGACCCCGAUGUUUACGACGGCGCGCCAGCGAGCAUCCAGCUCUUUGGGCCGCACCUGGACGAAGAGCGGCUGUUGUCACUGGCACAGGUCGUAAUGGACGCCCUGGAAAAGUACAAAAGAAGGCGCAAUUAGUUGAUUUGACGGUGUUGUUGUAGGGGCCUUCAGUCGGAUGGUGUUAUCGCUGGAGUGUUGGUCUAAUCCCGUUACGGUUUUGGGGCCGUGGGAGUCGCCGUUUUUGCUCGGUGGGUCAUUACGUUAUGCGUGUUGAUUGCGCGAUCCACAGCCAUGGAAUCUUCAUAAACUUCAAGUGAUCGGCACAAUGCGCAUCGCCCGGCUUGUUUUGCACAGAUGUGCUUCCUGUGGCGCCCUUAACGACCAGAGCCCAUGACGAUGCCGGCGGCAAUCCCCUCCAGCGGUUGUGCGCGUCUGCCUCGUCGUUGCCCG
Gaeumannomyces tritici R3-111a-1 is the source of this 2311-nucleotide messenger RNA. RefSeq lists its product as hypothetical. The transcript has 6 exons. The coding region runs from base 188 to 1999 and encodes 603 amino acids. The record is from RefSeq and is a predicted model, not a curated record. Lineage: Eukaryota; Fungi; Ascomycota; Sordariomycetes; Magnaporthales; Magnaporthaceae.